ACGUCUGCUAGUGUUCAGUGUUGGCAUAUACUUGUGAUUUGCUAUCUGACUACAGACAUGGAAUUCUUCUCUUUCUUACUAAGUAUUUUUGUUUCUACAGCUGUACUUAAAGAACCGACCACAGAUCCCAGGAAUUUCACACAUGUUGUUCCUGAACAUGAGCUGUCUGAUCGUCAAUAUUACAAUGGUCCAGACUUCAGCCAAGCACCUACAGGGUCACUGAAAGUAGAUAAUGCUGCAUUAUCUGAUGACAUGGAUGACCUCACUAAGCUAAAUGAUGAACUUGAUUUGACAAAGGAGAAUACUCAUCUUGAAUCCACAAACACACUGAAAUCUGGAAUGGACACCAAGGAGCAUUUUCAACAGUACACCGCAGAAACAUCUGCAGCUGAAAUGGAAUACCUUGAACAAUGGUAUGAUGAGUUCAGUAUGGCAACAGGGCAAGGUGAUCAGGACUCUCGUACACCUCAAUCAGAGCUCAAUACAACAGUAUGGAAUGAAACAUCAGGAUUGCAGGUGGAAAACACGCCCUUGUCUACAACUACCAUUAUUCUUAAAGUAGCCUUUGUCAUGCUAAUAUUAUUCAGUUUUGCUCUAAACACUGCAGCUAUGUGGAUUAUGUUGAGCAAGAAUUUUACAUUCCUCUCCAUUAAGUACAAUGUUACAUACAGAAUGAAGUACAGUAGUGCAGAGCUGCUUACUGUAGAAAACGAGGAUACAGUAUCUGUUUAAAAAGCGCAAACCUCCUCCUCCAUAAACAUAUCGAUCAUAAACCAAAAACCAACUGCCCCCUCCUCCUCCUCUGUUCCCCCAAACAUAGUCAGUUUUUAUUUCCCUCUCAUCAUCGUCUACCACCCCCAUCACCCCUAUCUGAGUGUUUCAUUACUGAUUAUGUAAA
Messenger RNA from Schistocerca piceifrons (Central American locust), 898 nucleotides. RefSeq lists its product as uncharacterized. NCBI's taxonomy places the organism in Eukaryota, Metazoa, Arthropoda, Insecta, Orthoptera, Acrididae. The transcript has 3 exons. The coding region runs from base 58 to 732 and encodes 224 amino acids. The record is from RefSeq and is a predicted model, not a curated record.